Oncorhynchus tshawytscha (Chinook salmon) is the source of this 5253-nucleotide messenger RNA. Its product is annotated as caskin-1-like. Bases 1118 to 3739 code for a protein of 873 amino acids. NCBI's taxonomy places the organism in Eukaryota, Metazoa, Chordata, Actinopteri, Salmoniformes, Salmonidae. The record is from RefSeq and is a predicted model, not a curated record. The transcript has 7 exons. Gene Ontology annotation, molecular function: protein binding.
CACACACACACACACACCUGGGAGGACCUGCAGGAGAUAGGCAUCAUGAAGCUGGGUAGGACGUACACACACACACACACACACACACACACACACACACACACACACACACACACACACACACACACACACACACAUCACCUGGGAGGACCUGCAGGAGAUAGGCAUCAUGAAGCUGGGUAGGACGUACACACACACACACACACACACACACACACACACACACACACACACACACACAGACAUCACCUGGGAGGACCUGCAGGAGAUAGGCAUCAUGAAGCUGGGUAGGACGUACACACACACACACACACACACACACACACACACACACACACACACACAUCACCUGGGAGGACCUGCAGGAGAUAGGCAUCAUGAAGCUGGGUAAGACGUACACACACACACACACACACACACACACACACACACACACACACACACACACACACACACACACACACACACACACACACACACACACACACACAGACAUCACCUGGGAGGACCUGCAGGAGAUAGGCAUCAUGAAGCUGGGUAGGACGUACACACACACACACACACACACACACACACACACACACACACACACAGACAUCACCUGGGAGGACCUGCAGGAGAUAGGCAUCAUGAAGCUGGGUAGGACGUACACACACACACACACACACACACACACACACACACACAGACAUCACCUGGGAGGACCUGCAGGAGAUAGGCAUCAUGAAGCUGGGUAGGACACACACACACACACACACACACACACACACACACACACACACACACACACACACACACACACACAUCACCUGGGAGGACCUGCAGGAGAUAGGCAUCAUGAAGCUGGGUAGGACGUACACACACACACACACACACACACACACACACACACACACACACACAGACAUCACCUGGGAGGACCUGCAGGAGAUAGGCAUCAUGAAGCUGGGUAGGACGUACACACACACACACACACACACACACACACACACACACACACAGACAUCACCUGGGAGGACCUGCAGGAGAUAGGCAUCAUGAAGCUGGGUAGGACGUACACACACACACACACACACACACAGACAUCACCUGGGAGGACCUGCAGGAGAUAGGCAUCAUGAAGCUGGGUCACCAGAAGAAGCUGAUGCUAGCUGUGAAGCGAUUGGCUGAGAUGCAGCGUGGCUCUGAGGGGCGGAGCUCCCCCAGGAAGAAGCCUCCACCAAUCACACAGCAGCAGGAAGUGAUGUCCAUAGAGAACAGGCCCCCUGACAACGAAGUCGUCACUUCUCCCAAGUUGUGCACCUUCCAGGACAGCGAGUUGAGCCCCGAGCUGCAGACGGCGCUGAUCCAGCCUAUCCCAGAGGUCAAGAGUCAGAGGACCCGCAGCCUCAGCAAGGACCCCGAGGAGGGAGUAGGGCCAGGGGGUAGAGGAGGAGGAGGAGUGCCCCCUAAGAAGGAGGCUCGGACCAUGAGACAGACCAGCCAGGGAAGCCAGAGAGGCAGCGCCUCAUCCAAACCUCGCCCACCCUCCCACGCCCACUCAAUGCCGGCACCCCCUUACACUCCCCCUCACACCCCCACCAAGAAACCCCUGCACUCCUCCACCUCCGCCCCGGGCCCCUCACCGCAGGCCAAACCCAAAUCCUCCCCACAGCUAAUACAAGGAGAGAGGCCUGGUUCCCCCCGCUCUCACCCCCUGUCCAAUGCACAUCGCGGGACUCACAACACCCAGACUCAGCCUGGUCCUCAGCCUCAGCCUGGUCCUCAGCCCCAGCCUGGUCCUCAGCCCCAGCCUGGUCCUCAGCCCCAGCCUGGUCCUCAGCCCCAGCCUGGUCCUCAGCCCCAGCACCAACCCACACCUACUCCCCAAUCUCAGCCUACAGCCCACCCGACGGAGGAAGAGGAGAGGGAGAGGGAGAAAGAGAGGGGGAUUGAGAGGGAGAAAGAGAGGGGGAUUGAGAAGGAGAAGGAGAGGGGGAUUGAGAAGGAGAGCACCCUCCAGCCGCAGCCCAGCCCCCAGGUGUCUGUUCCCCUCCUGUGCCUGCCUCCGGAGGCUGAGGGGGGAGACGGGGGAGAGAUGGGUGAGGCGGGUGAGGCCCUCCUUAAGAAGCGAGCUAACAGUCUGAACCGCUACGCUGGGUCUGACGGGGAGGGGGAGGAGAGGGGGGGUGGAGGUGUAGGGGUGGGGACAGGAGUGGCCCCUCCAGGGAGGGUAGCAGGGGGUGGUACAGGUAAAUACGCCACGGUGACUCACCGGGUCAGCCGCAGCCACUCCGUACGCAACCAGGACAAGAACGUCAACCGCAGCCAAUCACAGUCCAUCGCCCUACGGCCCAAGAAGAAAGGCCCGCCCCCUCCGCCUCCCAAACGCUCCAGCUCAGCUAUCUCGAACUCCAACCUCGCCGACACACACACGCCGACACACACACACGCGGCAGACGGGCUGCUGGGCGUGCCCUACAACCCCCAGCGACGGGCCAGCGACCUGGGUGUAUCCGUGGAGACGGUCGUCGUGGAUACGGGGAGCGCGGGCAGCGUGAGGAGCAUAGCGGCCAUGUUGGAAAUGUCCUCUAUCGGGGGAGGGGCCAAGGGCAUGGCUAUACAGAGAAACUUCCUACAGCAGCGGGAUGCCAUUGGUCUGGACGGGGAGGUGGUGAACCGCCGUAGAACCAUCAGUGGUCCUGUUACUGAGCUGGUCGCUGCAGCUAGGAGGGACAGACCUACCCCUGUACCACUGUGUACCGCACCCCAACCCUCUCCUCUCCCUUCUACACCCCAGCUGCCUUCCUCCCCUCGCUCCCCCUCCUCCCCUCACCCCUUGUCUCCUCACCCCUCGUCUCCUCACACCCCUUCUUCCGGUAGUUCGGCCGAGAACCUUCCGUUUGCUGCUGAGAGGAAACAGACCGUGAAGAGGCAGAGAGGAGAGGGAGAGGAAGAAGGAGAAACAGAGGGCGAUGGAGACGGUCUCCAUGGAGACGGUGUGUUCUCCCUUCCCCAGGAUGAGCUGUCCCGGGUCGACGCCACGUCAACCCUGAAACGGCGUCCCCGCUGCAACAAGCCUCACCCCAACGGGUCGCGUUUCACCCUGACAGAGUCUUCCACCGUCAAGCGCCGUCCCAAGAGCAGAGACAAGGAGCCGGAGGGCUUCUCAGAGAGUGGCAUCGCAGACAUCACCGGGACCUCCAAGACAUGGGCCUCUAACACCGGGGCCUCUAACACCGGGGCCUCUAACACCGGGGCCUCUAACACCGGGGCCUCUAACACCGGGGCCUCUAACACCGGGGCCUCUAACACCGGGGCCGUUCACACCGGGGCCGUUCACACCGGGGCCGCUAACACCGGGGCUGUUACCGGGCCGGAGCCGGGGCCAGCCAUACCGUACGAGAACGGCACCGCCACCGUUAAACGCCGGCCGGUGUAUGAGACGGGGGAAGCGGAGCCUAGUCCGAUCCAGGCUACGCCUCCUCUCAGGGACAGCUCAGACCUGGGAGGACCAGGGGUGGUGGCGGGGGGAGAAGGGGGAGGAGCGGUGACCCCUGUGAGGAAACCUAAACCCCCCGUCUCCCCCAAACCUGUCCUGGCUCAGAUGAGGAGACACUCCUCCUCUAGAAAAGUCCCCCUGCCUGGACCUGGCACCCCCGGCAGCCCAGUUGAAGCAAAGAAGAUUCCUCCCCCAGUCUCCCCCAAACCGGCUCCUCCCCCACAGCCCCGAAACCAACCAAACACCUCCACUCUAUAACCACACCCACCUCCCCCUCCUCCUCCUCCUCCCCCAACGCCAAACCCCCACCCCUCCCGCCCAGAGUCCCCACACCCCACUCACCCCCAGAGUCCCCACACCCCCUCACACCCACCCCUCCACCUAUCAAACCCCCCGCUCCUCCAUCGGGGGCGUGUCCGUGGACAUGGGAACAGUGGCGGCGGUCAGCGUGGUGAUGUCAGAGGCGGAGUCUGUGCAUCAGAAGCUGGAGGAGACGAGCGCGUCAUUGGCUGCUGCCUUAAAGGCUGUAGAGGACAAGAUACGAGAGGAACAAGAUUGGGUUGCAGAGGAGAAGACGACGGUCAGUAUCCUUGACGACAUCGGCAGCAUGUUUGACGACCUGGCCGACCAGCUUGACGCCAUGUUGGAGUAACCGUGACAACAGCUGGCCGUCCCCGUGGCAACGCAGCCUGCCUCAGGACUUCCUCCUUCCUUCCGCAGGCACAACGCUCCUCUGUCUCUCCAUCCUCCUCUGUCCACUAAAGGACAGAGGACCACUCCAUUACAGAGGAGAACUCUUGGCCGCUAGGCUGUCCUGUCACAGCUUAACAAGCAGUUACAGCCUCAUGUGAUGAAUUGUAGUUAUGGUAUGUGAUGUGUACAUUGUCAGCAUGAAGAGCGUUUAUAUUUACAGAAAACAGGCUCCUCUCUGAGAGAGAGUCAUGCAUUAGUUCAGUCAUAUUAUAAAUAUAUAUAUAUAAAAUAUAUAGAUAUACGAUUUGGUCUUCUCUGUUGAAUGGUUAUGCUGUUGUCAUGUUUAUGAAUCGCUGGAAUUUUAAUGUGACCAAAAUGUAACUCUGCUCCUGAAGUGUGUGUUCUGGAAUCGUGAGUGUUCUGGAAUCGUGAGUGUUCUGGAAUCGUGAGUGUUCUGGAAUCGUCACUGUUCUGGACGGAGAGGAGGAGAUGACAGCUGGUUGGAUGUAACAGGCUUCGGAAUGGCAGAACUUCCUGUACAAGCCCCGCCUCCAGAGGCCAGAUUCCGAUGUUAUUCUCUCCUCCUUCCAUAACAUACCCCUCCCUGUUAUUAACACAGCACAGUGUUGAGUCUGGGGUUAGGGCUCUGGUGGGGGAGGGGGUCAAGGGUUCUAGAGGUUCAGUACCAUGUUGACCUCUACUGCACAAUAGAGAAAGUAUAGUUUAAGUUUACUUAGCGUGGUUACGGGCUGACUGAACUGGAACGAAGGGCUCUGUUCAGUCUGGAGAGAUGAAGUGGUACAGAUGGCGGAAUAAGAGAUGUCCCCUUUGACACGACAUAUACAGCGUUGGGUCUUUCGCGGCAACGCGGCAACGCUGCUUUUAUAUUCCAGUGACAUUAAAACACUGAACUUCCAUGAUAAGGGAUAGAGGGAGGGGAACAGAGUCCUCACUUCAAGCUGAGGGGGGGGUGUUCUGAUGGUGAUGGUGGAUCAUCUCCAAUUCCUCUACUUUACUGCAUCUCUCCCUUCACUAUUCUCUCUCGCCCUCUUUCUCUCUCCCCUUCACUAUUCUCUCUC